Messenger RNA from Pongo pygmaeus (Bornean orangutan), 1890 nucleotides. RefSeq names its product oxoglutarate receptor 1 (gene OXGR1). The record is from RefSeq and is a predicted model, not a curated record. Lineage: Eukaryota; Metazoa; Chordata; Mammalia; Primates; Hominidae. The transcript has 5 exons. Gene Ontology annotation, biological process: G protein-coupled receptor signaling pathway. Gene Ontology annotation, molecular function: G protein-coupled receptor activity. Gene Ontology annotation, cellular component: plasma membrane. The coding region runs from base 399 to 1412 and encodes 337 amino acids.
GGUCUGCGGUCCGGGACCAGCGAGGCUGCACAGGCACGCGGAGCGCACGUCAGCCUCGCCGGGGCUGCCAGAAUCUUGGAAUCCCAAUCUGUGAGGUUCCUGGGUGUGCUGGCAUCAGGACAGCGGUCCACGAACUGUGCGUUACCCAAACAUUGACAUCCUGCAGCUAGCCUCAAACAAUCACAGCUGCUUUCCAAUUUCAGAGAAAAAAAGGCUAAAAUUGGUAAUCCUGAUGAAAAUCAACAAAAUACAAAUGAAGAGGCAGCACUGAGAGCAAUCAUGAUGAAAAUCAACAAACUACAGAUUGAGAAGCAGCACUGAGAGCGAGUUACUGCUCAUUUGAUUCCUAUUGCCAAACUGAACUCUCUUGUUUUCUUGCAAGAUGAAAGGAGACAAACAUGAAUGAGCCACUAGACUAUUUAGCAAAUGCUUCUGAUUUCCCCGAUUAUGCAGCUGCUUUUGGAAAUUGCACUGACGAAAACAUCCCACUCAAGAUGCACUACCUCCCUGUUAUUUAUGGCAUUAUCUUCCUCGUGGGAUUUCCAGGGAAUGUAGUAGCGAUAUCCACUUACAUUUUCAAAAUGCGACCUUGGAAGAGCAGCACCAUCAUUAUGCUGAACCUGGCCUGCACAGAUCUGCUGUAUCUGACCAGCCUACCCUUCCUGAUUCACUACUAUGCCAGUGGCGAAAACUGGAUCUUUGGAGAUUUCAUGUGUAAGUUUAUCCGCUUCAGCUUCCAUUUCCACCUGUAUAGCAGCAUCCUCUUCCUCACCUGUUUCAGCAUCUUCCGCUACUGUGUGAUCAUUCACCCAAUGAGCAGCUUUUCCAUUCACAAAACUCGAUGUGCAGUUGUAGCCUGUGCUGUGGUGUGGAUCAUUUCACUGGUAGCUGUCAUUCCGAUGACCUUCUUGAUCACAUCAACCAACAGGACCAACAGAUCAGCCUGUCUCGACCUCACCAGUUCGGAUGAACUCACUACUAUUAAGUGGUACAACCUAAUUUUGACUGCAACCACUUUCUGCCUCCCCUUGGUGAUAGUGACACUUUGCUAUACCACGAUUAUCCACACUCUGACCCAUGGACUGCAAACUGACAGCUGCCUUAAGCAGAAAGCGCGAAGGCUAACCAUUCUGCUACUCCUUGCAUUUUACGUAUGUUUUUUGCCCUUCCAUAUCUUGAGGGUCAUUCGGAUCGAAUCUCGCCUGCUUUCGAUCAGUUGUUCCAUUGAGAAUCAGAUCCACGAAGCUUACAUCGUUUCUAGACCAUUAGCUGCUCUGAACACCUUUGGUAACCUGUUACUAUAUGUGGUGGUCAGCGACAACUUUCAGCAGGCUGUCUGCUCAACAGUGAGAUGCAAAGUAAGUGGGAACCUUGAGCAAGCAAAGAAAAUAAGUUACUCAAACAACCCUUGAAAUACUUCAUUUACUUAACCAAAAACAAAUACUUGCUGAUACUUUACCUAGCACUCCUAAGACAUUCAGGAUGUCUCCCUCAAUGGAACUCUUGGUAAAUACUGUGUAUUCAAGUAAUCAUGUGCCAAAGCCAGGGCAGAGCUUCUAGUUCUUUGCAAUCCCUUUAUUGAGCUCCUCCAUUGGGGAGAUAUAAGAAUGGGAUGCAUGCAUAUCAGCAAAGUAUUCAGACAUAGUAUUACAAGCUAUUGGAACUCAGAGGCAUCUUAGAGAACAUCUGUUCCCACCAACUUAUUAUAUAUACAUGGAAACCAAUUUCUUACCCUUGCCCUAGAUUUCUCAGUAAAUUCAUGCCAAGAUAGGAGAAAACCAAUCUUUUCACUCAUUAUUUCAUGCUUCUCUGCACUCUGGACCUAUUUGUAUUGAACGAUUAGACAAUUCAAACCACUACCUGUAUCUUUCUUAAUAUUUAUUUUUUACA